AUGCCAGUGCCCGUGACUACCUCCAGGCCGCAAGUCAAGAAGGCGCUGCUCGUCGGCGUGAGCUACCAGACCAACGAUGAGCUCCAGAUGCAGGGGAUGGAUAAGCUGCCAGGCUCCUUGGAAGACGUGCGUCGGUUACGCAAGUUGCUGAAUGUCAAGUUCAAGUAUCCCAUCGAAAAUAUCGUCAUGAUGACCGACGAUGAGGUCUCAACUGGGGACGAUCUGUGGCCUACGAAGGAGAACGUGCUUCGGAAGAUGAAGGAGCUCGUGCAAGAUGUGCAGUACGGAGACAGCAUCUGCUUUGCCUUCUCUGGUCAUGGAGGGCAGGUUGCGACGGAUGAUCCGCAGGAGGAAGACGGGUUUGACGAAGUCCUUCUCCCGCUAGAUGCGACCUACGACCCCGACAAUAAGGAGCAGUACGGCGCCUACAUUCGAGACAACGACGUUCGCGACAUUCUCGUGAACAACCUUCCACCUGGAGUCCGCUGUACGAUGAUCUUCGACUGCUGCCACUCCGGCACGGCUUCAGACUUGUCGAAUGUAGAAGUACCGAUGUCCCCACUGUCCCCCCUUGUUUCCCCUCCCAUUCAAAGCUCAGGUGCUUUUGCUCGCAUGCAAACUGUUCACGAUGAGCAUGCCCCCUCCGCAUACUCCUGGCCUUCGUCGCGCGUUCCAGGGAGCCGGAGGAACAGCCUCUCCAUCGAGAACUACGUGACGUCAUGGUCCGCGUGCCGCGACGAGCAACUCACGUUCGGCAGCAACAAGGGCGGAAUCUUCAUCAGAGCCUUCUACAACGCCCUCAUUCACACGACCUCCCUGCCGACCCACUCGCAGCUCCUGAAGAAGCUUCGACAUGAGCUGCAGAACGCCGUGAACCGCAUCAACGACCAUCACAAGGGCGUCCAUACCGCGUGCAGCGGGGACGACCUCAUGGUCGCGCCUCGCCCACAGCUCGGUGCGCUCAGUCCGCAGGCCAUCCUCGACAUAUCCUUUUCGUUGUGA
This is a messenger RNA of Epithele typhae, 1002 nucleotides long. RefSeq names its product peptidase C14. Gene Ontology annotation, molecular function: cysteine-type endopeptidase activity. The coding region runs from base 1 to 1002 and encodes 333 amino acids. Gene Ontology annotation, biological process: proteolysis. The transcript is spliced from 8 exons. Lineage: Eukaryota; Fungi; Basidiomycota; Agaricomycetes; Polyporales; Epitheliaceae. The record is from RefSeq and is a predicted model, not a curated record.